Coturnix japonica (Japanese quail) is the source of this 14388-nucleotide messenger RNA. It is a transcript of the gene SSBP2, whose product is annotated as single stranded DNA binding protein 2. Gene Ontology annotation, molecular function: single-stranded DNA binding; protein binding. Gene Ontology annotation, biological process: positive regulation of transcription by RNA polymerase II. Gene Ontology annotation, cellular component: nucleus. The record is from RefSeq and is a predicted model, not a curated record. Lineage: Eukaryota; Metazoa; Chordata; Aves; Galliformes; Phasianidae.
CGGGGCCUCGUCCCGGGCCGGCCAAUGGGCUGUGUGUGUGGCGGCGUCGCCAUGGCGACGGGGCUGUUCCCGGGGAGGCUGUGAUGGGUUGACAGGUGCGUGACAGUCGGAGCUCUCCGCAGGCAUGUACGGCAAAGGCAAGAGCAACAGCAGCGUCCCGUCCGACAGCCAGGCCCGGGAGAAGUUAGCACUGUACGUAUAUGAAUAUCUGCUCCAUGUAGGAGCACAGAAAUCAGCCCAGACGUUUUUAUCGGAGAUAAGAUGGGAAAAAAACAUCACUCUGGGGGAGCCCCCAGGAUUCUUGCACUCCUGGUGGUGUGUAUUUUGGGAUCUCUACUGUGCAGCUCCAGAAAGACGAGAAACAUGUGAACAUUCAAGUGAAGCAAAAGCCUUUCAUGACUAUAGUGCUGCAGCAGCUCCCAGUCCAGUGCUAGGAAACAUUCCCCCAGGAGAUGGCAUGCCAGUAGGUCCUGUACCACCGGGUUUUUUUCAGCCUUUCAUGUCUCCUCGGUACCCUGGAGGUCCAAGGCCACCUUUAAGAAUACCCAACCAGGCACUCGGAGGUGUCCCAGGAAGUCAGCCAUUAUUGCCUAGUGGGAUGGACCCAACACGGCAGCAAGGGCAUCCAAACAUGGGUGGACCUAUGCAGAGAAUGACUCCUCCAAGAGGAAUGGUUCCUUUAGGACCACAGUCUGACCCUUGGUUAUCAUUGCAGAACUAUGGAGGUGCAAUGAGACCCCCACUGAAUGCUUUAGGUGGCCCGGGGAUGCCUGGAAUGAACAUGGGCCCAGGGGGUGGUAGACCUUGGCCAAAUCCAACCAAUGCCAAUUCUAUACCUUAUUCUUCAGCAUCUCCUGGGAAUUAUGUAGGUCCUCCAGGAGGUGGAGGGCCACCAGGAACACCCAUCAUGCCUAGCCCAGCAGAUUCAACCAACUCUGGAGACAACAUGUACACUUUAAUGAAUGCAGUACCACCUGGACCCAACAGACCCAAUUUUCCAAUGGGGCCAGGGUCAGAUGGACCUAUGAGUGGACUGGGUGGAAUGGAUUCACAUCAUAUGAAUGGAUCAUUAGGCUCAGGAGACAUGGACAGUAUUUCCAAAAACUCUCCCAGUAAUAUGAGCAUGAGUAAUCAGCCUGGCACUCCCAGAGAUGACGGUGAGAUGGGUGGAAACUUCCUAAACCCUUUUCAGAGUGAGAGCUACUCCCCUAGCAUGACAAUGAGUGUGUGAUCCGUUAACAAGUCUCGUCCUGAAGACCACAGUGAGUUGGCCCUCUUCAGAGAGCUACUACAGAAGAAAAUUAUUCAUCCCAGUGUACAGUCUUAACAAAAGGAUCUCAGACACAAUCAGACCCACCAUUUUUUUUCCUACCAUCUCCCCUGUUUUUUUCAAGAAAGUGGGUCCCAAAUAUGAUUGAGACAACUGAGUGGCAUAACAGAACUGCCCAUGAUGGAACUGCAAUUAUCUGUGUAUGUACGUGCGUGGGUAAAUGUAUAUGUAUGUGUGUGUGGCACAGAAAUACGCACAUACAUAUAUAGCCCUGCAGGACACUGUAAAAUAUUAUCACAUGACAUCUUAAGUAGAAUGAAAAGUAGGGAUUUAUAUUCCAUCUUUUUUUUUUUUUUCCACGUUUACAUUCUAAUUAUUAAAAUUUGCUUGCCCUCUCCCCUCCUGAACUGUUUUACGUUGCAUAUAUCAUUGCUUUAUAAGUUAUUUUUUAAGGUGAACUCAUUUGAUAAAUUCUGAUUUUGUAAAUGUCUGCCAUUAUGGAUAGGAAUAAAAUUGCUUAUAAGAGCUUUCAUUAACUUGUGUUUGAUACCAGUUACAUACCCUGUGAAUCACGAACUGUGUUGUCUCAAGAAAUAGAAGAAAGCUCAUCUUAAUUUUUUGGAGGAAAUUUAAUAAUUUUCACCAUGUUUGGUGAUUUUUUUAAUACUUUGCCUUUAAAAAAAAAAAAAGAAAAAAAAAGAAAAAAAAAAAAAAAAGAAGCACUGAAGGUUAUUUUUCUUCUUUAAUUGAAGCCUAAUAUCUGCAAUAUCUAUUUUGAAAUGGAAGCCUGAAUUUGAUACAAGCUUCUCAGUAUAUAUAGAGUACUAUAAGGUUACUGUAUGUGAGCUCCAAUUGCUAUAGAAUCUAGCAAUAAAGUGUCAGGGCUUAUUCUGCCUUUGGGAAUGGAUUCUCUAUUUAGCACGAUCCUCUGUAGGGGUGGUAGCUGGUGGAAAUACAGUAGAGUCCUUAUUAACAAAACCUGUUGUAACAAUUUAUGUUUAUGUUUCCCCUUUUCAGUGAUUCUCAACCAAAUCAUAAUAAUCCAUGGUCUUGAUGACACAACCUCCCAAGCCCAGUGAGAAAUCAGGUCACUCUGGUACAUGAAUUCACCCCCCAAACCUUUCAGUAAGCAGCCAUUUUUGUGAAACAAAAUGAGGGAGUAAACUUUUUAUGACUACUGUGUCUUGUGAGGGUCUUACCUGUUGCCAUGGACAGGAGAGGAAUAAUGGUCUGGGGAGUUUUAUAAGGUCAACAUAUUAGAUGUGAAAGCUGGGAACAGAGUGGAGAAAAGGUGUGUGGUCUUUCAGGAGGAGUUUCUGGAAACAAUCCCACGUCUCUUUAGGCAGAGAUCUAAAACCAAGACUGAAGUAAAUUUAGUUCUUAGUGGCCUCCAGAUCUCCCAGGAAAGUGAAAGUUUUCAGUUGAGUAGUGGUCAAAACAUUGAUGAUCAGCAGUGUGAACACAAAGUGGCUGCACUAAAAUUUAUGCCACAGACAAAAAACAAAGUCCACUUCGGACUUUGCAAAUGGAAGAGCCGCUUAAUAGGAGGAGCACUUCUGGACAGACACUGUCCAUGCAGUCUUGUAAGGGGAUAUUUUGUCAUAAAUUUGUGGUGAAGAAUUGUAUGUAGUAUGCUCGUUGUGAUGGUAGAUGCACAUAAGGAGUAACAGAAUCUCAUAACUCAUUUUUAUUUUUAUAUAUGUUAUAUAUAUGUGAAAAUAAGAACAUAUACAUAUUUUAUUCUCUUCCUAGGGCUGUUAAGGAUGAAGCUCUUGGAGGCUUAAAAUUAUGUUAAAAUAUCAAAAGUUUUGGUAGCAUUAUUUUUUAGUGAUAAUAGCUACUUUGAUUAGCUAUAAUCUUGGAUUAGAUUGUCAUUAUGUAGUUUUGUGGACUUUAUUCCCAGUGAUUAUGAAGGUUGAAUUAACUUGCUUCUCUUUGGAAAAUAUUUUGUUGCUGUCUAAAGAGAUGCCAGGAGCCCCUGUAAUUUGCAUUAAAAAAAAAAAAAAAGCAUAAAGAAAAAUCAAUUUUCUGAGAUCCAUCAUGGUUGUCACUAAUAAGUUUCCCUGGUUAUGUCCACAGUACAGCUCAGCUUCUCCCAGAAGUAGUGCAAAGUGCAGGCAUCCUUGCAGCUUGUAUUUGUCGUCUGUAUUAUCCUUGUUGGUAGCCUUCCAAGAACUAUUCUAGGACUCUUUUCUGCCCAGUUUCAAGUACAUGAUAUCACUGUAGCUGGACUAAUGUAGAUGGAUAUAUCUGAACAUCACAUGCCAAAGCCCUUUCUUACAGCAGGUAAGUGUGCUCUUGAGUGAGCCUUUGACCUGAGUCCAUCUGGGGUCUGCUGGGUGCCUCAGAGGGAGCCCCUGCAAAGCAUCACUGAGAUUGUAAGGCAGUGAAUGUUGGCACCAGAGCUUCUUGCUCUAGCAUCAUUAAACAGAACUGUGGCUUUGUAUUAAUCCAAACUCCAUUUUUAAUUUCUCCUCCUGAAUUUGGCAUCAUCUUCAACAGUCUGGUUUAUUGGCACCUUUAAGGAUAGAAGUCUGACCAUUAAAUUAAAUCUAUGCAUAAAGCAGUACCCUUUAAAUGGAACUGCCUGCACAUAUUGAAUAUUAUUAUCAAAAUAUGUUGGCCUAAUGUAUAUACAUGAGCAUAACAUCCUUUCUGACAUAUCUUCUGUAGUUCUUUUGAACCUCCCUUCUAUGCAGGAUUUCUUAGUGCCAGCAAAUCAUUGUUUCCCCUUUACAUUUCAUUUCCAAGACGUUUAUAUCAAACAUUGUUGCAUCUAUCCUGCAGCACAAAUGUCAGCAUGUAUACUGCUGGUUCCAAAAGGAACAGAACUGAGCUGUGCUUCUCAUAAUGCGUAACUCUGUGCCCUCAUACUUCAAGUUACUAGGUAUGUCAGCACUUUCCAUAACUGUGCAGCCCCACAGAUUGGUGGGACAGAAGAUGGGCAAGCUUGCAGAAUUGUAGAUUUGGGACAUUGGACUGAAUAAUCAGUGAACAUCUUAUUUUUAAUCAGAUAUAAAGUAGCCUAAUCAUCUUGCUUUUUGUAAGGAAUGCUUGCCUUCUGUGCUUACAUACAUGAGUGAAGUUGUAAGUAACUCAUUGCUCAUUGCUAAAAUCAGGUGAUCACAACCAUUCUGGAACUGAACCUGUAGAAUACAACAGUACAUGCCAAAUGCUCGACUUAUAAAUUACAAACAUCCCAUUAUUUUUAAAAUUUGCAGGGAGAUUUUUACUUGGUCAUUUGUUUUCUUUCUUUUGCUUAUGAUCCUUGUAUGAUUUUCAUCAUAUAAGGGAGUUUUAAUAUGGAAAGAAAGAUUAUUUCCAAGCACUGACUGAAUACACCCACUUAUGUUUCUAAUGCACUAAAAUAUCAGUGCGUAACAUAACUGCUGUUUUUAUCUGUCCUUAUGCAACAGCGUUGUUGAUUAUGUCAGAACUUGUCCAGCUCUGGGAGAAAUACUUUUCUCACUGAUGCCAGGUAGUUUCUCCACGCUGUGUUUUUAGAUAGAUUUACUGCUUUCAUAUAAAAACAAAUAAUGAUUUAGCAGAUGGAUCUUUCAGGUGAGGUUAAAGUAAGGCUUUUUGUGGGGUAGGACUCGAUGAUCUCUAGAGGUCCCUUCCAACCCCUACAAUCCUGUGAUUGUGUGGUUUUUAAGAGCAAGUUAUGAAAUCUUAAAAGCAUAGAAAUAUGGGAAUAAUUUAUCAGAACUGCAGAAAUGGAGUCUCAUACCAUCAGAACUCUGGCAAAAAUUCUGCCACUGUGGAAUUCAGCUGUAGUUAGGGUUCAUUUGUGGAUUUCAUGGUGAAAUCGGUACUUUAUCUUCUGCAUAAACCCAUGAGUAGGAGCAUCCAUGCCUAGGUUUUAUCUCCAUAUCAGAGUCUUGCUUAGACAAGAAUGGGGUUUAAGGGAAGGAAGAAGCUGUAUGAAUCACUAGUAAAACAUGUAGCCUGAUGAAAACAAGUACCUUGUAUUUGCACGCAUGGGUUGCAUUAUUUUCUUAAUUGCCUGAGCACAAGGAAGAACUGCAGUUGCACCUGAUAUUUUGGGAGUUGGUACAUGCAAAAGACAGCAGUAACGGUGAGACAGGUCUCUGACACUCUGUAGGCUGCCCAAAUAUGUUCUAGCUUGCCUUGGGAUGUCUGGCAUCUGAAUGACAGGCAAGUCCUCCAGGAGUCUCCAGAAACCAGCCUACCCAUGUCUCAAGGAGAAUACUGACCAUUAGAAUGACUGGCUCACUCCACUCUUGAUUCUGCAGAGCACAGUACCGCAUGUCACAUCUCAUGUCCUCAGGAGGCAUUCAGCCCUUGCUCUCCCUGUAAAACACUAGGAGAGAGACAUAAGCUAAUCAGUUAUCUUAAAUAUUUGAAAAUAGGAAGAAGGGAGUAGAGCCUUGCCUCUGGAGAGCAGUUCAGAAUCAUUGUGUUUGGGCAGCUUCAUGGCUUGGCCAAAAAUAUUUUGAAUUUUGCCCUGUUCUCUGGCUAGCAAAUGAAAAACUUCAUUUCAAGAGGAUUCAGAAUUAGAUGGGCAGCAUAAUGAGAGACCAGCUGUUACAGUAUUCAGUGUUGAACAUUUUACUUUACUAGUUAAAGUGAAUUUUCAGUUGACAAAUGUUGCAGUGAUUUCUUCUUCUCAGAUCAAUUAUUUUUAGGUGUUUUCUCCUGUUCUUUGGCAUCUCUGAUCCAGUGUUGGUGGAGGCAAAAUCCAAAAUUGGACUGAAUCUCCUGAAUUUGACCACGUGUUUUUGCAUUUGCAGAACACAAAGGAGAGUUGAAAGAUAUUGAAAACAAAACAAAACAAACAAUCAAAGAAAACCUGGUAAUUUUUUUCUGAUUUAUUUCACAGUAAGUGAGGAUAGAACCACAGCUUCUGUCUCAAACGCUCUUGGGUUUGGUUAGACCUUCAGGAAGGGAAUCCUGGCAAAGCACAUCUGUUAAAUUUAAACCCCCCAAAACUGUUUCAGUGGGAACAGCUCAUUUUUCUUUAAACUGAUCACACUAAGGGUCUAAUUCAGGAUUUAAUGACACACAACAUCUAUAAAAAUUGAGUACACUCAAAUGUAAAUGACUUAGAUUUAGAUUUUAGUGUGUGCAGCUCCCUCUGCUUCCCAGACAUUAUUGGCUCCAUCCUAUAAGCUGCUGUUUGUGCCAGUUGUCCUGCUGGAACUUUGAUGAAACCACUCAGAUAGCAUCAUUUUUCUUGUAAGAUUUCACCCUGACCUUGGUGAAAUGGAGGAUUUGUCUGAGGUGUGACAUUAUUUUGCAGAUCUAUAUAUGGAGAAAAAUACAAAGAGUCUACUGAAAUUACCAAAAUGUUGUUUCAACAUGAAAAACAGAGGAAAAAAAAAUCCUUAGCUAAAUUACUGAUUUGAGUGCAUGCAUGCAAGUUGUUUGCCAGCACUGUCAUCUUGGAAACAAAUUACAGUAACAAAUUUAGGGAAGAUAAAUGGACUGUCUACUCAACAAUUGAAAUUCUGAUCCUGCAAACACAGGCACAUUUGUUUGAAAUAAAGCCUACACUGGCUUAAUUUUAAGCAGAUUUAACAAUACAAAUAAUAUCCUUCAGAAGAGUGAGACUGCUAAAAUGCAAAACCCAGGCUGAGUGUGGACAGUCUAGAAGUCUUCCCCAAGCCAACAUUUUAUCUCAUAUUACCGAUUUUACUGGUGCAUGAACACGUUCAUGUGCCAAUAGUACUGAUAUGUGGAACAGAUACGGCUUUCUUCUGUUUCUUAUUUUAUUUCUUAGAGCAUUGUCCACUGCUAUAUUACACGUUUUUGUGAACUUGUCCUUUCAUUUUGCUUUCAGUCAUGCAGCCAUAGUUUCCCUCAACAUAGCUAACAGCUUUGCAGUUUUAGUCUGAACUCCUCUUUGGUCACUGUUCUUCAUCUAAGCCUAAAAUAUGUAAGAAAGUCUCUCAUGUAAUGGGAAAACUUGCCAUAAAAAUGUGUAAGGGUUUUCUCGGGUACAUGUUUUCACAUUUAAUAAAGAGACAAUUUUCAGUUAUGAUUUGAAAUGGUCACUUUCUAGCCACUAUUUAAUAUCUAUGUGCAAAAGAAUGCAAGAAAACAAAUGACAUUUUUUUUUCUCUCUAUUUGAAUUCAGCAUUGUAAAUACUUACUGAAAUACAUGUUUUGGGGAAGCCAGACAAAACCAAAACUUACUUCCUAGCUGCUGUGAAUAAUACAGGCCUUCGUGCCUAAAUCUCCUUCCGUAUCCCUGAGAGCAGAUUGCCUCACAUCUGGUGCACGUGGCUCAGCAGGCCUGUGUGGGGCCUGGCUGUGGAGGUCUGGGCAAAUGGCCUUCAUAUCCAGCCUCACCUCCUCUCCAAGGGAGCUGCUGCACUGCAUCUGGCAGCUAGGCCUGUGGGAUCCUUGGGAUCUUGCAGGGCUGGAGCAAGAGGCCUGUUUUUUCUAAGAUAAAGUUAUGGGAUGUUGGUGCUAGUUUUUGGGAUCAGCACAGAACAUGUUUGGGUUUUUUAUUUGCAGGUUUUGUUUUGUUUUUUUGGGGGGGUGUUUUUGUUUGUUUUCUUUUUGAUAGGCACAUUCCCUCAGUACCUUGGGUGUGCUAGGAACUAGAUCAUACAGUUUAGAAGUCUGGUUUGUUUCAGAAAUACAUACAGCUCUUCAGGGUUGGAGGGAGUUAUAACAACACCCAUGGCCAAACCUAUGUAUGUCCCCUUGGAGUAAACAGUUUUGUGUGAACAGUUGUUAGUACAGAACUUUGCUCCAUACCUCAAGGAGCCAGCUCAUCCUCUAGAUGAACUGGAGAUUCGUAGGCUUUAUUUCUGUUGUUUUAUUGUCAUGCUUUCUUCCCUCUCAUUUGGGUUUUUCCAUUAAACGUACUCUGCCAGAUGUUCACACAAAAACAAGAACAAUUUGCCCAAUAAACACACAGAAAGUUGUUCACAUCCGUAACGAGAGUCCCACUAUAGAACAUUUAUUUCAUUACAGACACUGUGGCUGUGCAAGAUCCCGAGAGCUGUUGUUAAGUGUUCAGCAUUAGGAAAGUUAGCUUCUCUCAGGCUUAUUAUGCAUUAGACAAGAUGACUUCCAGCAAUGACAUAAAAUAGCCUGAGACAGAAGUUGAUAUUUGCUGUGCAGAAUAGAGGAAAAAUAAAAUCCAAACAGAGCCUACGUGAUUGAAGUCGGAGAUGAUUACUAAAGCUGUAAUUUCUAGAAAAAUUUGAAAAGUACAUUAGCUGGCAAUAAGCUUUCAUUUACAUUGACAUUAAAAGUUAAGGAAAAGAAUACAAGUUCCUAAAUGAAAUAAGACAGGGGAGGGGAGGAGAGGCAGGAGGACAGUGUGGGCUGGAACUUUCUACUGAGAAUCAAGUAACUUUUUCUAGGGCGAGGAGACAAAGGGAAGGCAUCCAAGGAACCUUUUUCACCCUGCAGUGGCUGUCUGAGAAGUGUGUACCAGCAUGCCCUAUAUGUUUAAUGACCAAUUGUGAAGCCUUUUUUUUUUUUUUUUUUUUUUUUUUUUUGUGGCAAGUAUCCCCUUCCAAGAAUGUUGUAGUGCAUCUAUUUUGUGCAUGUUUGCCUAAAAUGAACGAACAAAAAGCCAUGAACACAGCUUUUUAUGCCAGAUUCUUAUUUCCAUACAUGCAGCUGGAAAACACUUAUUUCUGGUGGGGAGAGGAGGAAGAUUUAAUUGCAUAUUUAUGGUAUUACUUAAAGCAUCGGUAAACUGUUGUCAACUUGGUUCACGUUGCACACAUAUUGUAUGUAGCCAACUGCUGGCAUUAUUACCUCAGCAAACCUUGGUCUGUAAACUCCUGUAGGUUCUGUGCCAGAAACCUUGUCGCUAUUGCUUAGUACUAUAAAUUCCUGCCCCGAAGCAAGAGGUGGCUUUGAUUGUGCAGCCGUGUGUACUGUGUACUACAAUAGUACCUGUUCUGUCAUCAAAACUUGCUGUUCACGUCUAGGUAAACCUUUGUUAAGCACGCUUAGUGGUUUCAGGACUUAUUUCAGACAGCAGGAUACAUAAGCUGCUAGCAGGAAUAUUAAAUCAAACACAACCUAAGAGAGUCUGGCCCAGUUUGCAGCCUGGAUGAGGGCCUGGGCCCAAGCACGGUUGGGCAACCAGCAUCUCGCAAUGCCAAGCUGGCUGUGUGUGCAAGCUGCUGCUGGGAAUCAGACCCUGUGGGCAACACACACCAGGAUCUCCCCUGGUGUAUCUGUGAUGGUGCCAGGACAGAAACCCAGAACUGUCAGUUUCAGCCAGGGUACAUUCUCAUUCAUGCUGUGUGUUCUUGUCACCAGCUAUCACUGGCAACGCAACCUGUGAAAGUUGAAGGGGAUUCCUAGUCAUUUAUUUUUUGUUUAAGUGACUAGGCUGACCUUUUGAGUAAAGACAGUCAUUGUGAAUUUGCACCUUCACCCAUUCACAUAAAACUGCUUAGUAUUGAAAAAAAAUGUUCCUCACACCUCCAGGACCAUCUAUAGAUUAAGUCCUUAUAUUUCUAAGUUCAAAAAAAUUUUAAGGUCAAAAAACAGAGAACAGGGCAUAAUCCCAGUUAAAGAGAAGUGCUUGCUGGCCGCAUAUAAACAACUAGGUAGAUGUGUUUUUGACAAAGAUUGACUUUUAAUAUCACAAGUGAAACUAACACUCAAACUCAAAUCUGUAGAAAUAAAGAGAACCUCAGAAAUUUUCCAAGUGAUCCAGAAUUAGUAAUUUGUCAAUCUAAAUAUUAAUGUAGAAAAUGCAUGCAGAACAGGAUGGCACACCUCUCACCUUAAGCAUUAAUACUGACUGUGUCUGGGGUCUCACAGAUGUUGUAUGUUUCAGUGCAGCUGUAUUUCUCCUCAGUGACUGCUUGACUUUCAUUAUUGACAGUCACAGAAAAGAGCUGAUCCCUGGCAUCCCAAAAGAGUUCAGAAGUAUGGCAAUACAAAAUUCCCUGUGCAUCAUAAAUAUGCAGAUGCCUGCAUGUUGCAUUAGGGCAAGUAAAAACUCCAGCUGCAAACUCCUCCAGGACUUGCAUGUGAUUUUUGAAGGCAGUCUCUUGGACCGUUUCAAAAGGGCAGCAGGCUGCGCCAAUGAGAGGUCCAACAAGCUGCUUGACAGUGGUACCUUUCCAAAUGUAAACCAUGGUCAUGGUUUAGGGAGAUAAAGGUUAAGGUUAAGAGGUUAAGGUCAUGCUUUAGGGGAUCAUAACUAGUCCAGUGGCAGCCUUUAGAAGCAGUUAUACCACACAUGCAUCUUAAUUUGAAGUUUAUUGAAUGUGUCAGAAAACAGACAUGCACCUAAAGGCCUCCUUUCUUUAAAAGUAGUUUUUGAACAAAAUAUCCAGCUGUUUUCCACAGCUGUUAAGCUGCUGAGAGGUUUGGUGGAGUUAGUUCUGUUGUACCAAGAGACAACAACCUGUGCCUGUGCGCAGAGAGCCUCCCCACAGGAGGUGUGACUGGCAGCCAGGCUGGCACAUCUUUGGGAAUCCCUGGUGUCCCAGGAAGCCUGUCUAAGGAUCAAACAUGGGAAACGAGAUCAUGAAUCUAGGUUCAUUGCUUUAUUUUUAAAGAGUUCCUGGCAAGAUCGGGGAUAUGCAAAAUGCAUGGUCCCUUAUCACAAAGGCAUAUCUGGGUUGGAACCUCAGACAGUGCUCUGGCAGACUGGUGUUUGGUGAUGGUAAUUUCAUACCACCACACCAGACUUGGUUUUGUUCCACACUGGUCUGAUUCAACUGACCCUAACCUUAGCCACCUAAAAAUUACCAGUCUUAAGUUUCUGCUUUAAUGUCACAGGAAGGGAAGAAGCAGAGGUGCCUGUGCAUAACUGUAUGAUGGCAUCCAUCGCCCUCCCAGUGAUAAAUCCCAAUUGCUUUUCAGAGCAUACAGUUGGGUUUAAUACUUAGCUUCACAUCCCUGGAAUGGGCUGAAAUGGAAAAGAAUAACACAGCUCCUGAGAAUCUGAAUCCAUGUGGCUUCCAGAUAAGUUUAUGAAUCCUUCAGUCUCAAAUGUGAUUUCUGCCUCGUAGUUUGCUAUUGUCUCCUUCUGUACUUCUUUUUUUUUUUUUUUUUUUUUUUUUUUUUUAAAUAUAUAUAUAUAUAUGCGUAUAUAUAAGUAGGGGUAACUUGAAUUAACUUGUUAAACAUUUCUGGAAGGUUUAUCCCUGCCCUCCCUUAUUUGUUAAAUGGGCUCUCUCAUUCUUUGUCUGCACUGAUUCAUUCAUUUAAAGCAACAUAUGAAGAAACCAUUGCAUAGAUGAAUCAACACCAGCAAUAGCAUAUGCUGCUUUUAAAUUCAGCUGUGAGGUUGUAACUAAGAUAUUAAUGUAUAUACUUUCUAGGGAUGACUAGAUUCCUUUCCUAAGAGCUUUCAGGAAUGAAUCUAGAAGCUCCUAAUUUAGGAUUGUGAAAAUUCAGGUAGUAAUGGCAGUAUAUGGGGAUUUUUUGUACGCUUUCUGUAAAUGUAUAUAAUUUCAUAUGCUGGUUUGGAGAUAAGGAAGGUACCCAGUUUCAGAUAGACCAGAUUUUUGCAGACAGCAUUACUGUCUGUGUUAGCAAAGCCCAUCUAGGUUCCACCUCAGGCUUGCACCAUACACCUACCUUAAUUCUCACCCAGCUUGGUAUCUGUCUUUCUUCAUUCACCGUGGGUACCAAGUCAAAACAACCAUGCCACUUCUUGUUGCAAGCUGAGGAACAGCUGAGGUUUAAAAAUAUGAAUGUUGCAACUUGCGCCUUUUCACCUUCAUGAAGUGUCCACAUUGUCUCAGCUGAGCCUCCAAAGAGCGGCUGCCUCCAAAGUUGCCAUAUAAUUUCAUCACACAAACAUAGGCUUAAUUUGCUUUUUGCAUUUUAAUGAGUCUAAUAGCAGCAGUAUUGUUAUGUUUGCUAUAUUUUCAGAGUUGUGGGACAUUCGGUGUUGAAAAUGAUUAGCAUCUUGUGUAGCUAUGAAUAGAAAAACUGAGGAAUGCUAAUGCUAGUACAAUCCCUGCUCUGCUGUUUGAUAUUUUAUGUGCUGAAUUGAAUCAAUAUAUUAUCUUCGAGAAUUACCCUAGACUCAUCCCUCCAUGAUUUUUUCUGUUCCUGCUUCUGGGUCCUUAGUGAAUUCUGGGCCGAGAGUAAAGCAGUGUCAGUGGCAAAGGUAACUGUGGUAGCCACUUACUUGUGGACAGCUUUUCAGAUGCAUACAGCCAUUCUGUCUGUUGCCCAAUAUUCUUGCAUUCUUCUCGGUGGAACACCAUAUUCUCGAACAUCCCGAUGGGUUUUGUCAGCCAUGGAGGAGAUGUGGACAAGAUUAGCACCCGGGAAGUGUUGAAAUGUAGCAAGUAAUGAGCUAUCUUCUCCAGCAAGCAUUUAUUUUUAGUGCUUAACUUUCAAUUAAUGUUUAUAUUUUCAGUUAUAUUUUAUCAUUCAGUAUCUUGAGGUGGUUUGAGCAAAAUAUAUGAAUAUAUAUAAUUUACAAGAAAUAUAGGCUUGUAUUGUGCCUUUGUAAUUCUCUUCAGCUUCAGUAUCUAUAAGCUACGAGCGGACAAACCUUUGGGGUAUUCUUUACUACAUAGUAGCUGAUGGCUUCAUUAAUACUGGCUAUUUGAGUCUUCUGGGUCUAAUGUUUAUGUUUUCCCAGGUGAAAACGCCAUAGUGUUCUCCACCAGACAUAAGCACAAUGACAUAUCACUGCAGUGCAUGCUGUCUCUUAGCUUCUCUCUACAUGUGCUUGCAUGUUGAAAAUUUAGAAAUGCUGCUGUAUAAAUUGCUACCUUGUUUACCCAAUACAGGUGUUUUCCUGCAUCCCUUGUUUGCUUGAAACUUAUUAACAUGAAAGUUAUCAUUGGCUUGAAAGGGAGUUGUGGAUGCACAGAGGAUGCAGGGAGCAACUCUUCAGUACUUUACAGGCUGCUGUGCAUUAAUGUCUUCUCAGCAAAGAAAUGUAGCAUUAGCAGUGACUUCCUAGUGAAAACACUGAGCGUGCUUAUCACUUAAGACUUUAGGAAAAAAGCGUCAGACUGUGUAAUUGUAUCUCAUCUAACUUAGACACCUAACCAGUAACAUUUGAUGGGGCGUGAGCCUCGCAUUUAACUAUGUUUGAUCAUGACGUACCAACCAACCAACGCAGAACUGAAAGGUGAACAGCCAUGUUUUAGUAUCACAGCUACACAAGAAAUCACGAGUUUUCACGAGGUUCUGUUCUGAUUUUGUUUCCUUAUCUCUAAAGCAUUUUCACUGUGGAAGUAUUUUUCCAUCCAGUUACCUGAGGCUUCCUUUCACCAACCAAAACAGUCCAUAGCCUUCUACACUGUGAAAGGCAAGCUCUGUGGAGAAACAUGGGCUUUACGCUUGCCCAGCAAAUUCGAAGAAAUAUCAUCCAAGCCAUAAAAGCCUUUUAUGUUAUUCUGUGUUUGUGUAAUCAAAGCAAUUAGGGAUAGGAACCUCGGUAAUGAAGAGGUCUCUCUGUCCUCCGUUUUACUCUCUCUCUGUAAUUUGUAGGGAUUUAAGAGUUUUUUUUCUCAAGGCUCAGCUGUGUCUCUCUAAACCAGCGCAGUCUACGCAUCAUGUGAGAUUCAACUUAAUGGGGAUAGCAUUUGAACGUUUUAAGAUUUACUUUUCACAUAGCAAGGAGUAAUGUAUGUCCUGAGGGACAUGGACUCUUGCAAACAAGUCUGAUACCAAGGAUAAAAAAAUAAAUCAAGAUGGUACCAGUACAUCAGACUCUGUACUACAGUGGGUUUUUUAGCUUUUGUCAUUUGUAUUUUAUUUUGCAGGAGAGGAGUUGGGGAAUCUCAGAUCACAUGGGGGAUUUUAGAAGUAUAUCACUCAACAAUCAUUUUAUAAAGUCUAACUUCAAAAUGCACUAUGAUUUAUUACAAAAAUAUAUUUUCUUCUGUUUGCCGACAUGGUUGUUCCACUUUGUGAUAAGUUAAACUAAGCAGUUAAUUUGUUGCACUGCCUAGCUGCAUGAAUUCAUCCAGUGUACGUAUGUACCUGUGCAGCAUUACUUUGGGUUUUGUAUUUGAAUUUGCAGUAUUGAUUAUUAUUUUUGUAUUUUACUUUGCCUCUGUUAUUGGAAUUGUAGUAAACAUAAUUUAUACAUAUGAUUUUACAACUGUUUUGCAACUGAAAAGUCUUCUUUAAAUUGUAAAGUUUUAUUGAUGGAUACUCAUUAAAAUGGUAUAAGAAUUAUA